This is a messenger RNA of Branchiostoma belcheri (Belcher's lancelet), 1424 nucleotides long. RefSeq names its product erythrocyte band 7 integral membrane protein-like. The record is from RefSeq and is a predicted model, not a curated record. Gene Ontology annotation, cellular component: plasma membrane. The transcript has 9 exons. The coding region runs from base 306 to 1343 and encodes 345 amino acids. NCBI's taxonomy places the organism in Eukaryota, Metazoa, Chordata, Leptocardii, Amphioxiformes, Branchiostomatidae.
AGCACUUCUGGGGCAGCGUCUUAUACGGUGUAAGUAUCUGUACACUGCAGCAUUAUUCAUCCCCCAAUCACCGCCGGGCUUUAUCAAUGUGUUACCCAUGCAUGCAUAAUGAUGCUCGAUGAGCACGAUGAAUCUGCAUGAUGCAGUCUACACGGUGCUAAUGGUAAAUUGAAUUUUCCAAGUUGCCGGCUGUGCUAAGGAGGGAGGUUAUCGUAAACAGUAAGCCCGUAACGCGCGGUGCUCGGAUGGGGGCGGUGGAGGAGUGAUUGGGCGCCGCAGGUUGCCGCGAGGAAGACUGCCGUACCAUGGCUGCAAAUGGCACCGUAGAGUCCCUUGUGACCAACGGCAAAGUCACUGUAAAAUACAACGCAGCCAAUAUAGAACCAGAUGACUGCCGAGAUGUUACUAAGGACGCAUGCAGACAUCAUUGUCGAGAACAUCACUGUGUCAACAAGGCCACAGACACCGGGUUUGCAGCGGGGGAGCCCGCACCUAUGGGACUGUGCGGAUACGUCCUGAUGUUCUUCUCCUACAUCCUUGUCGUUCUCACGUUUCCCAUCUCACUCUGCUUCUUUAUAAAGGUUGUCCAGGAAUAUGAGCGGGCUGUGAUAUUCCGACUUGGCCAGCUGGUUCCAGGUGGAGCCAAGGGUCCGGGGCUGAUCUUUAUGCUUCCGUGUGUGGAGACGCAUCGCAACGUGGACAUGCGGACAGUAACAUUUGAUGUACCCCCUCAGGAGAUUCUGUCGAAAGAUAGCGUAACCGUAGCAGUGGACGCCGUUGUAUACUACCGUGUUCAGAACGCAACCAUUUCUGUCACCAAUGUGGAAAAUGCCCAACGAUCAACCCGUCUGCUGGCGGCCACAACUCUGCGAAACGUCCUGGGUACAAAGACACUGGGUGAGAUUUUAACCGAGCGAGAGAACAUCAGCCACCAAAUGCAGACAGCCUUGGAUGAAGCUACCGAUGCCUGGGGUGUGAAGGUGGAGCGAGUGGAGGUCAAAGACGUGCGCCUUCCUGUGCAACUUCAGCGCGCAAUGGCUGCCGAAGCGGAGGCAACUCGUGAAGCCAGAGCAAAGGUCAUCGCUGCUGAGGGAGAGAAGAACGCAUCGAGAGCCCUGAAGGAAGCCUCGGAGGUGAUCUCCGAGUCCCCCGCGGCUCUCCAGCUCCGCUACCUGCAGACCCUCAACGCCAUCUCCGCCGAGAAGAACUCCACCAUCAUCUUCCCACUCCCCGUGGACCUACUGAGAGGAAUCCUCACGCCGGCUUUUGGGUCUAGCGGUAACGUCCACAUGAACGCUGGGCAGAACCCGGGUUCUCAAGCCGGUACUCCACCCGGCGUCUAAAGAAAUAAGUCCACAAUGAAGAGCAGAAGCAAAUGGUAUCCGUGAAUAACUUGUGGCGUAGCCAGUUGUAAAUCGGGUGUU